AUGUGGCGGCGGUUAUACCUGUUCCUCGUCCUGGUCCGGCUGUGGUUUGCGCUGUCCCCCAGCUAUCUACACCCGGACGAGAACUUCCAAGGCCCCGAGGUCAUCGCUGGCCAAAUCUUUAGCUACCCCGUUCGACACACAUGGGAAUUCACAAACGAACACCCGAUCCGGAGCGUUUUCCCGUUAUGGCCCGUUUACGGCUUGCCCAUGCUGCUCCUCCGAUGGCUAUGGAUCGGUAACGGCCACGACGGAGAGAUCCCUCCGAUCGCCGUCUUCUGGACCCUGCGCGUCCUCAUGUUCGUCACCAGCUUUGUCUUGGAGGACUGGGCCAUCCACGAGCUCAUCAGCUCCCCGCGCCACCGACGCGUCGCUGUGCUCCUCGUAGCCUCAUCAUAUGUGACAUGGACUUACCAAACCCACACUUUUUCGAACUCGGUGGAGUGUUUGGUGGUCGCAUGGUGCUUGGUUUUGAUUCAGCGCAUUGUUGAAAGCCCACAACAAUCGUCGCUUCUUGCUUCCACAAUCCUUGGGAUCGUGGCUGUCUUUGGAUUGUUUAAUAGAAUUACUUUCCCGGCCUUUUUGCUGAUUCCGGGACUUCGUUUGAUACCCCAUUUUGUCAAUAGACCUCUCUCCCUUACCGCCAUGGUGUUAGCUGCACUCACCACCACCCUCGUUGCCAUCACCCUAGACACGGCAUUCUACCUUCCCGAGCCCAUCAAGUGGGCAGAUCUAAUUUCACGCCCCGUCAUCACGCCACUCAACAACCUCAUGUACAACAUCAACCCCGACAACCUGGCUCAGCAUGGACUGCACCCCUGGUACCAACACCUCCUGGUCAAUAUCCCCAUGUUGAUCGGGCCUGCUGCUUUGCUGUUGUUCACGCAGCCGCUUGUCUCAUUGCGGCUCUACUCGGCCAUUUCCGGCGUCUUUGUAUUGUCUAUCUUCCAGCACCAGGAAGCCCGUUUCCUGCUGCCAACAGUUCCACUGAUCCUGUCGUCGGUCAAUGUGCCAAAGAGCCGCACCGUUCUUCGAGCCUGGAUUGCUACCUGGAUUGGCUUCAACCUGGUCUUUGGCAUCCUCAUGGGCGUUUACCACCAAGGAGGAAUCGUGCCUGGACAGGUGUUCCUUAGCAAGCAGCCCGACGCGACCCAGGCCGUUUGGUGGAAGACGUACACCCCGCCAAUCUGGCUUCUCAACGGCAAGAACGAAGUCCUCACCACCCGAGAUGUCAUGGGCAUGAAGGGCGAGGCCCUUUUGAAGGAGCUGGACAGCCUUGCGACGUGCGACACGCCCGCAGACAGACGCAAUUCGGAGUAUUUGAAGGAGAAGAACGGCACCUACCUCAUUGCACCUGCUUCAGCAACGUGGAUAGACCCCUAUCUGUCCAACAAGGGCCUGAAGGGUUUACGAUUCCGCGAGGUGUGGAGGUACAGACAACACCUAAACUUGGACGACCUCGAUUUCGGCGAUGACGGUGUAUGGAACACACUCACGAGAGUGAUUGGUCGGCGUGGCCUCGUCGCAUGGCGUGUGACGAAGAGCUGCAAGUGA
Colletotrichum chrysophilum is the source of this 1551-nucleotide messenger RNA. RefSeq names its product alpha 1,2 mannosyltransferase (gene SMP3). Gene Ontology annotation, cellular component: endoplasmic reticulum membrane. Bases 1 to 1551 code for a protein of 516 amino acids. Lineage: Eukaryota; Fungi; Ascomycota; Sordariomycetes; Glomerellales; Glomerellaceae. Gene Ontology annotation, molecular function: alpha-1,2-mannosyltransferase activity. The transcript has 4 exons. The record is from RefSeq and is a predicted model, not a curated record. Gene Ontology annotation, biological process: GPI anchor biosynthetic process.